Messenger RNA from Seminavis robusta, 972 nucleotides. The record is from the annotation of a GenBank genome assembly. NCBI's taxonomy places the organism in Eukaryota, Bacillariophyta, Bacillariophyceae, Naviculales, Naviculaceae.
AUGGAGGGCAGCAGGCGAGAGAGCGUUGAACAAAUUCCAGUGCCCACCAUUCGUCUGGUUCCGCGCCAGCACCAGGUCCAGCCGAUGGCGAUGGAUACCUACUCCAAUUUUCCAACGAAGCAGCUUGCGACUGAGGCCCCGCCCAAGAAGCCGUCUAAAUGGCUUUGGCCUCUGGCGCUUCUCGUGCUUGCGUUGCACCUCAUUGGCCUCGGCAUUCUCAUUGGUUAUGGUAUCUGGGGGCUUAGAUCUUCCUCCUCGGAGGACUCGGAGGCAGCAGCCGAAUCCCCGGACAGAGAUACAAGUAUCGUGGGCUUUCAUCAAGACACGAUCCCACCCCAGUCGCUUGCAGUGGAUGUAUCGGCGAGCGCAAACACUGAGAGACCCUCGGUCGCCACUACCAUCACGAUCCCACCCCAGUCUCUUGCAGUGGUCCCCACUGCUGGUCCAGCAACAAUGGCGCCUACUUCUGCGAAUCCCACCCUUGGCUUUGCUGGCUGCAUGGGUAUUCCCCACAGUGAAGUGGCUCGUGAUAUCAACAACCCCCUGGAUGCAGGAACAUUUGGUGGUAGUGCCCACUGCUAUGAUUUUGCGUACAUGUGCCAAGCAGCCGAGUGGGUUCCCUUCUUUACGGACAGCGGCACUACCAGUAAGUGGUUCAUUGCUACUGCCUUCUGUGAGGCAUCCCAUUGUGCUCCAGGAGCUGGCCCAGGAAAUGUUGAACACAACGUCAAACUCAAGGUUCCUCCUGGUGUGGAUUACAAGCUGAAUGUGUACAAGGUGGAUUCGUUUGCGCCCUAUGACAUGUACUAUCCCAACUAUCGUGAUGCUGCUGAGGAGGAGGGUAUGGCAAUGCAGGAAGUCAUCGUUUCUACCAUUGAUGAUUCAGCACAGUACUAUAUUCAUGUUGAAUACCGUUCAGGUUCUUCUUGUGCUCCUUGGACACUGCAAAUUGAUGGACAUCAGUGUGACUAG